CCUAACCCUCUUAGGAAUAAAAAUUACGCGAGCUGCAACGCUGUGUCAUGCAUGUUUGUCAGCAAAUACUUGAUUGUGGUGAUCGAAGUUGACAAAGGUCUCGUGCUUAUCUACCCCGCCGAGGACCGUACCGAUGCAAGCUGGAAUUGGCACCACGUAACUUAUUUAGUGUUUUUCCAACAUGGACCUGUUCUCACUCUUUGUUUCGUUGCUCCCCCUACUCGUAUAUAUCCUCGCUAGGUAUGCCUCCCCUCGCCCCUCCCCUGGGGAACCACCGAGGAGUCUUUGGUUCCCCGUCAAAUAUCUCUGGCUCCGCUGGGUUCUGUUUUGGUCCAGACGGAGGUACCUGCACCUGCACCGGCGAGUGACGAGUCACGAUAGGAUGGUGGCCAAGGCAAGAGAGAUAAGCCGGCUGGAGUACGGCGGCACGACGGUAGGCCGUCAGCCACGGGAUUACACAUCGCUGUACAUCAACGGUUCAGAUGCGACCGGCAAUCACUGCCUCGUAGUCCGUGUGACUCUCCGGUCCGAUGACCGACGGGAGGUAUGCUUCCUCCUCCGUGUCCCUGAGGUAGGGGACCUGGUCCUACCCAGACACCCGGCCUGUCUGAUGGAGGGCCGUGUCAACGGGGAUGAGUUUACCGGGGAGGGACUCAAGUGUACGGUGCUGGAACCACUGAGGACUUGGAGGAUCAGUUAUAAUGGGCUGUGCCGUGUCGGAAUUAGGAGAUCAGAUGGUGAACUUGACGACCGGCCACUGGUACAUGUGCGGUGUACGCUUCUUUGGAGUGCCUUCACGUCCUACUUUGACUUCACGACCGACGUCAACCCCCGCUUGGCCGCUGAGAAUCUUGCUAAAAGAAUGAGGAACGGGGAGGUACUGGACAAUCUCGAUGAGGCUAACAGGCAGAGUCAUCAUUAUGAGCAGUUUGGUAUGAUCCAUGGCGUGGUACAGGUCAAGGGUCAGGAGGAGAAGACAAUAGUCAUGCGUGGUGUGAAAUCGCAUUCAUCCGGGAUGCGGGGACAGUGGGAAAGGGCGGAAAGCCACAUCAUCAACUACAUGGUGUUAGAGGAUGGGACUUGCUUGCAUGUCGGUGCGUACUGCGAACAGGAUUCGAGUACUUUCUCGGGCUAUAUGACCAAGCCCAACGGGGCAAUAUUUCCUGCAGUGUCCGUGGAUCUGCCCGUACGAAAACAUUUGCAAAAUAAUAACCAACCACCUAAGAUGUUCUCGUUUAGCGUGCAGUUCGAGAACAACUUUACUGUUGAGAUACAAGCCGAGGUAGGGGAGAGAAUUCACCUCGAAGUGGACAGAGAGAAGAGAGUCCGUGUAUGUGAGGCUCUGACCAGCUACCGGGCUAACGGCGUACAUGGGCGGGGAGUCUGCCAGACGAUGAUCAGGUCGGACGAACACUGCUACGCCGUGUCGGACCAAAACACGUUCAAAAUCUACAAAGAACCAGAGAACCUUUCUGAAGCUGAUCUGGCUGCCUGGGUUCUGCCGUUGGUGGCGCCCUCUUGUCGUGUUUCCUCGUUAACUGGAGGCAAGGGAUCACAACUGGCCAUGUUGAUUGAACUCAAGAAACACAGAGAGGUCGAGUUUGAGGUUCCCAACGGAUUUUGUAUAACAACGACUGCAUUCGAUCGACAUCUCCAGAUGAAUGAGGAAUUGCAAGCUGCUGUCAAGACACUUAGCGAGGUGUCUUGUGGGAUACAAGAUGGCGAUCUGAAGACGUCAUGUGACAGCACUGUGGCAGUGUUCAGCAAAGCUGAGCUUGCAGACGACAUGAAGACGGCUAUUUCCCGCCAAUUUCAGGAGCUUUUUGGAAGUCCUCAAGAGGGCCAAUCGUAUGCCGUGCGCUCCUCUGCGGUCGGUGAGGACACGCCACAGAUGUCAGCAGCGGGACAGAUGGAAACAUACCUCGGCAUGAACACAAUGGAAAAGAUUUUCAAGGCUGUGCAAGAGUGUUGGGCGUCGCAGUUUUCCUUCCAAGCUGUCCAGUAUCGAAGACAGUACGGCCAGCCUGUGGAAUCCACCAUGGCGGUGGUUGUUCAGGAAAUAGUUCUCGCCAAAAGUGCAGGUGUGAUAUUCAGCCGCGAUCCAAUCACUGGCAACCCAGCACAAAUUGUGAUCAACGCCAACUUUGGACUCGGUGAGUCCGUGGUGGCAGGUGUAAGCGAAGCCGAUACCAUCACACUGGAGGUAGACAGCAAGAAAGGCUUGACGAUAAGUGAGAAGAAGAUCGGUCGGAAAGAAGAAGCCAUAUUUAUAGCAGAGCAAGGAGGCACCAAAGUGACGUCACUACCCUCGUCCGAGUCUGCGAGUUGCGCAGUAUCGGACGACACGUGUUUGAAGCUCGGUCGCAUUGCUCUUAUGUUGGACGACAGCUUUGGCGAUGCCAGGGAUAUCGAGUACGCAGUGGUCGGCGAGUCCGUGUACCUUCUUCAGGCACGGGCAAUAACGACACUGGACGUACCCUCCCGAUACGAGCUGCUGCAUGAGUUCGAUACCGGCUUGCCCACCGACCGAAACCUCGUCUCAACCGGUAAUAUUCAGGAGAUGUGUCCAGGCAGCGUGACUCCAUUGACAUUAAAUCACUUCUUUUAUGAGUGCGACCUCAGUUUUCAGCUUGAUCAUAUUCCACUCGGGAGGCCUCUGAUACUACCAAACGUUAGAACCAUCUACUCGUUCUACAACCAGGGAUUCUUCAACUUAACGGACUUGGUUCGUUUUGCAACACGGGCGAGCAUGUUUAGCACGCAGGAGAUGGGACCUUCUAUAUGUGGCCAGGAUUUAGAUGCCAAAGACCUUGCUGAGUCGGAGAGGAUUGUAUCAGACCACACUGCAGUGUCUCGAUGGCAGAGACAUCUCAACACGCUCAAAUACAUCCAGAAAUUCUUUGUGAGUCGCAAAUGUCAGGAAGAGUUGGCUGAAAGAGUUCUGCAGACGCUGACCAAACACUGGACGACUGCGCAUGAGCAGUAUGAUGACAUCAUGGCUAAUAUGAACUCUGACAUGGGUCUGGCGUGGAUGCAUCACGUUCAUGAAAGCGGCAAAUCUGCAGUCAGUCGACGAAUAAUCAUGGAGAUCCUCAAGGGAGCAUCAAAGGAUGUGAAUGCCGAUGGUGAAACCGCCAUGUUGCUCUCCUCGUGCCCAGGGGUCGUGAGUGCCGACGUGCCCCUGGCCAUAGAGAGAGUGGCCCGGGCAAUAGUUCAAGAGGGAAUGGGCGAGUCCUUCCGAGACAUGGCCCCUGAACAAGCAUUAGCUUGGAUCCAAUCCUCGUCUAGUGGCUCAGCAGGCGCUGCCUUCGCUGAAUUCUUGAAGGUCCACGGACAUCGAUGCAUCAAGGAGAUUGAGCUGCGUGAAAAGUCUUGGGGAAUGGAGCCAAUUCAGACGAUACCAGUUGUGCAGGCAAUUUUAAAGUCUGGUUCCCUGUCGACAUCCACCGAAAAGAAGUAUCUGAGUGUCGAAGAGGCUGUCGACCGGCUGACAGUUCCCCUUUCUAAAAUUAUGAGAUUGCUGAUGGUCAGGUUCUUCGUGCCUCGGGCUCGCGAGUCGGUCGCAAACAGAGAGCGCAGUAAGUCCUUAUGCAUUCGACUGAACCACCACAAGAAAGAAGCGUUCUGGAGACUAGCAGGACUCAUGGUCAAAGAGGGCCGCCUUCCUGAUGAUGAUUUGCUGUUUUUCUUGACACCGUCCGAGAUUGGUCAUUUACUCAAGGAUAGAACACCUGCUCUAGUUUCAAGGGCCCUUCGCAGGCGCCGUAUCCUCCCAGAACAAGCCUCAUACAGGUUCCCGCUCAUCUUCAAUGGAAUCCCCAAACCGAUUUCCGAGGAGGAAGAGUCAGACGAAGCGGAGAUACAGUUACAAGGCUUGCCAAUCAGCCCUGGGACUGUGAAAAGCACAGCUAGAGUCGUCACAAGCCUUCAAGAUGCUCCCAGUAUACAGCAAGGAGACGUCUUAGUCACACGCAUCACCGAUAUCGGCUGGAGCCCGUACUUUCCUCUCAUCAAGGGUCUUGUGACCGAGAUAGGUGGAAUCAUGUCCCAUGGUGCUGUUGUCGCUCGUGAGUACGGCCUGCCGUGUGUUGUCAAUGUACAACGGGCUACCGUCGUCUUCAAGUCGGGUGACAUCGUUCUUCUGGAUGGAGGCAAAGGAACAAUCAAUAAAAUACAAGCAACUGAUUGAGACCCAUGAUGGGGGAGAUUGGUUUUUGAGGAGCAAGUGAAGAUUAAAGCCGGACAUGCUGAACAUUAAACUCCUACUUCCCGCUAAACUCCUGUGCUAACGAAUUAUGCAAGAAAACCGGUUUUGCGUGUGUAUGAAGACAAUUAUAAAAUAAUACACUCUGCAUUGUAUUUUGUCUUGAAAACAAAUUGUAUUCGCGUGAAACUUGAUGUACACCUUACAUAAUUUAUGUCAUAUAAUUCAAACUUCGAAACUUUUUGUUAAAUAAAUUUACCGCAAUAUUUUAUCGUCCAGUUUCUCGCUGGGAAAUGAAAAACUUAAUCGAUGUGAUUCCAAUCACUAUAUUUGUAUGAUAUUUUUAUUUCUUCAAUUUUAAUUUUUUUUAUCAGAUUUAUUAUUAUCUUUAAUUAAGAUCAUGUCAUGGCCAAUUGAUUUUUUCCUUCUCUCUCUGAAUUCUUUUUGUCUAAAAUUAGAAAUAAAUUGCAUCGCUAUACCAAACUGCAAUUGUUAAUUAACUGCUAUACCAAACUGCAAUUUGUAGUUAAUUGGAAACGGGAGUUUCUCUUCAAACCAUUUUCUUUUCCGAGGAUAUUCUUUUUUAUUCCCAAAAGAUGACAAAUUGCCACAAUUGAACACUUUUUUGGCGUAUACUCUUAAUUAAACACUGUUCCUGGCGUCCCGCUCUGUAUUUAUAACUUAUAUACUGAACUUGUUACAAAUUGCUUAAUUGAUUUUUCUAUGACUCUUUAUAAAGUUUUCAAUAUAGAUGGUAAUACAUGUUUGAAUGUCAAUGGUGA
This is a messenger RNA of Patiria miniata (bat star), 4986 nucleotides long. RefSeq lists its product as uncharacterized. Gene Ontology annotation, molecular function: kinase activity; ATP binding. Gene Ontology annotation, biological process: phosphorylation. The transcript has 40 exons. The record is from RefSeq and is a predicted model, not a curated record. Bases 182 to 4189 code for a protein of 1335 amino acids. NCBI's taxonomy places the organism in Eukaryota, Metazoa, Echinodermata, Asteroidea, Valvatida, Asterinidae.